This is a messenger RNA of Neltuma alba, 2223 nucleotides long. RefSeq names its product pentatricopeptide repeat-containing protein At1g08070, chloroplastic-like. NCBI's taxonomy places the organism in Eukaryota, Viridiplantae, Streptophyta, Magnoliopsida, Fabales, Fabaceae. The record is from RefSeq and is a predicted model, not a curated record. Gene Ontology annotation, molecular function: RNA binding; protein binding. Gene Ontology annotation, cellular component: intracellular membrane-bounded organelle. Bases 380 to 1951 code for a protein of 523 amino acids. The transcript is spliced from 2 exons. Gene Ontology annotation, biological process: RNA modification.
UCCGUUCUUCAAUCCCGCCGUCCUCCUUCUGUCCGGCAUCGGUGUGUGUAUUAGCUUCUUCCUCUGUUCGUGUCGCUUCCGUGGUGAAGCUGGAAGAGCCUUACAGACCAUGCAAGCAUUGAUUUUGAAGACAAGAAUCAGGAAUUAAUCUCAAGAAGUUAAAAGCAGCUUCUAGGAUAUGGAAGAAAACCCAAGCAAGCGAGGUUGUGAAAUUCAAUACUUGCAUUGUGGGAAGCCAAUGGCAUCAGGUGGUGGGAUUUCUCAUCUGAAGGAAUCGAGACUGACAGCAACAGACUCUAGACAGCUAAGAGCCUUGAAUGGUGUAUUUUCCUGCAAAUUAACAAGAAAAUUUGCCCCAUUUUUACAGUUAUAACAUAGCAUGCUACUGAAGUCUCUAUUAACCACCUUGAUUCUCAAGCAACUUAAUCAAAUACAUGCUCAACUCAUAAUAAGACCUAAGCCCCAGAUAUUAAACCCAUUACUGGGAGUCUUAGCAAAUUCAUCCCGCCCACGAAAUGCCCUUCUCCUCUACAACUUAAUGCUCUACUACCCAUUCUCCCAUAAUCAUUACACUUUCACUCUGACUCUCAAGGCCUGCUCUUUACUACAUGCACACACAAAAGGGCUUGAAGUUCAUGGUCAUGUCAUUAAAUCCGGUCAUUAUGCUGAUAUCUUCAUUCAGAACUGCUUGCUUCACUUCUAUAUUGUGGAACAUGAUGUCGGUUCUGCCUUGAAAAUAUUUGAAUUCAUACCUUCCCCGGACGUUGUCUCAUGGACAUCCAUAAUUUCUGGCCUCUCCAAGUGUGGUUUUGAAGCAGAAGCCAUCAGGAAAUUUUCAUUGAUGGACGUGAAGCCUAAUUCUGCUACACUUGUUAGUGCAUUGACUGCUUGUUCUUUCCUGAAAGCUAUGACACUAGGGAAAGCUAUUCAUGCGUAUGGAAUGAAGGGAAUGGUAGAUAAUAACAUUAUUUUUGAUAAUGCAAUGUUAGAUUUGUAUGCAAGAUGUGGAUCAUUGGUUAAUGCAGAACACUUGUUUGCUAAUAUGAUGGAGAGAGACGUGGUUUCCUGGACCACAAUGGUGGGGGCUUAUGCUCAACGAGGUCGUAGUGAAGAGGCUGUUGAUUUAUUUAAAAAAAUGGUACUAGAAGGGGAGGCGGUGCCUAACGAGGUGACCGUUGUUACUGUAUUGUCAGCAUGUGCAUCUAUAGGUGCUUUGAGUUUGGGGCAAUGGGUCCACUCCUACAUCAAAAGAAGAUCUGACCUUGUAGUAGAAGGCAUUAUAGGAAAUGCAUUGCUUAACAUGUUUGCUAAAUGUGGAGAUAUGAAUAUGGCAAUUCAGAUUUUUAAGAUGCUUGAGCACAAGGAUGUUAUCUCUUGGGGUACUCUCAUUUGUGGCUUGGCUAUGAACGGCCACGGAAAGCACACAGUGCAGCUCUUUUCUCGCAUGUUGAUUCAUGGUGUUCCCCCAGAUGAUGUUACCUUCAUUGGCCUGCUGUCUGCAUGCAGCCAUUCAGGCCUAGUAAACAAAGGAUUCAUGUUCUUCAAAGCCAUGAGAGAUUACUAUGGCAUUAUGCCACAAAUGCAACAUUUUUGUUGCAUGCUAGACAUGUACGGACGGGCUGGACUCUUUGAAGAAGCAGAGGCUUUCCUCAAGGGCAUGCCUGUUGAAGCCAAGCGUCCUGUUUGGGUAGCUCUUCUUCAAGCCUGCAAAAUUCAUGGCAAUGAGGAGAUGUUGGAUUGGAUCAGGAGAAACCUUCUCAAUGACGAAAAUGUUGGUGACGGUGCGCUUGCUUUAUUAUCUAAUCAUUACGCAAGCACUGAACGAUGGGAUGAUGCUAAUAAAGUUCGUGGUAGGAUGAGAAGAAUUGGACUGAAGAAGAUGACAGGACGUAGCUGGAUUGAGCUUGAUGCUAGAAAUGACACGUUGGAUUUAGAUUUGUGCGGGGCAUGAUAAGGACUUGGAAAGAAGAAUCAAAUAGCAGGGGCAUAUUCUUUACAAAUACAACAUUGUGGAAUUUUUAAGGUGAUGCUAAUCUAUGGGUUGAAUUCCACAUUCUUUGUACACAAAUUCCUUAAUGGAAUGAUAUUUAUUUAAUCACGUCACGAGGCCUUGCGUAAUUAGCUUUUCCAGUACAUGACACGACGGGAUCGAAAGGUCGCAAGAUAUUUUAUACUAAUUUAUAGUAUUUAUGUAUUUUAAUCUAUAUGACAUGGUACGUCGCA